Messenger RNA from Drosophila novamexicana, 10352 nucleotides. Its product is annotated as transcription factor LG2-like. The record is from RefSeq and is a predicted model, not a curated record. NCBI's taxonomy places the organism in Eukaryota, Metazoa, Arthropoda, Insecta, Diptera, Drosophilidae. Bases 97 to 10308 code for a protein of 3403 amino acids. The transcript has 9 exons.
CCCCAGUUGCCGCUGCCCAAAGACGACGACACGAAAGCCACAAAUCAAGCAACAUUUGCCCCAACCACAUCCGACAACAACAACCACGAACUGGAGAUGGAGCGUCUGCGCCUGAACGGAUCCGGAUCCUCACAGCAGCAGCUGUCGAAUAAACAGAAAUGGUCCUUUGGUCGACUCUUUCGCAAAAAGAAGGAUGCGGCCGAUUGCAGCGCCAGCUCCAGCGAGGAGGACCGCAAGGCCGGUUUUGUGCCCGCCCAGCGCCAAAGCGCAACGAAACCCAAAGCCAAACAUCACGCCAAGUCCGCACGGAGCAACAGCAGCAACAAAGCGCUCGGCUUCGAUCACAUCGUGAUGCCAUCAACCCAGUCCCAGUCGCAGUCCCAAGUGCAUCCCGCCCAGCCACAGCACAUAGACAACGAGUUCUUUUUGCCCGUGGAGAUGGUACCGCCAGAGCCAUACUAUCAGAACCAGCCGGGCUACUACAGCCGCUCCAGCAACUCCCUAGAUCGCCGGCUCUAUCUGUCACAGCAGGCGCCGCCGGGUGGGAAUAUGCCGCCACCUAAAUCCCGUUCCGGUCACCGCGGCAAGGUGCCGGGCCACUCCAGCGAGGAGGAGAUCAUCUCGCUAAACUCCUCCACCUUCUCCAAGUAUCGCAGCGACGAGAGCAUACACAGCGGCGGCCAGGCGCUGCAGGGAUACGGCGCACCCGGCCAGAGUAGACGCAGUCGCGCCGCCCGCAACGAGCGUUACUAUAAAAGAUUGUCCCGCGACGGCGAAGUCAGCCAUGGCGGUGUGCCUGUUCAGCAGCAGCAGCAGCAGCAGCAGCAGCAACAGGUGAUGGUGCCCACGCAGCGUUACAAGACGCAGCCAUUGCCCUUGUCCAUCUACCAGGCAGCACCCAGCUCCUCCGUUGCCGCCUUCUCCGGCUAUGUGCAAUGGCAGCCGCAGGUGCGUCCCUUGCAGAACUCCAUGCAGAACGAUGCGAAGCGCAGCAUCAGCUACGAUAGCCAAAUGCAUUUGCAGAAUGCGAAUGGACGGAUGCAGAGCAAGCCGAUGCCGCUGCCGCCACCGCCGCCUCCGCGAGAUCCCUUGCGGCGCGUCCAUGCCGGCUACAGUUCCAGCGAUUUGCGUCCCGUCUCGUACGCCUUCGAUCAGGGCGGGCGCUGUGUGUCCGACGAUCGGAUGUGGCAGCCACCGCAUUACCAAUCUGUGCACUCGCUCAAUUCCCAGCCAGGCGGCUCCAUAGCCAGUGCCCCGGUCACCGAGCAGCCCGAGCAAGCGCAUCAACAUCAUCGUCGGUUCAUUACCCGCUCGGAGCGGAACGCCCUGCCGGGCAAGAAGUCGCUGCCCAAUGGCAUCGACUUCCGCUAUGUGGCCGAUGCGACGCCGCGCUCAAGGAAGCCCAUUCAUAUGCUGGACCCCAGUGCCGGACUGCGUGAGCCAAAGCCCGGCCUGCCGGCUUCCAGCGGCGUUUUGCGCACCUCAAAGAGCGGAUUGCCCAGCUCCAGCGAGGGUGGGCAGUCCCUGGCUAAGCCGCGCUCCAUUUCCAGUUCGCGAAUCAGCGAGCUGCGUAGCUAUCCCAUGCCCAUGUACUCUGAAGUGCAGAAGCCCAAGCGAGCAGCGCCUGCUCCCGCUCCCGUUCCCACUCCGGAGACGGACAACGUCAUCUGCGGCAGUUUGCACAUCAAGCCUGGCGAGCAUGGCAGCCAGAACUAUGUGGAGAUACGUCAUCGAGAUGUGUAUAAGACCAACUCCAUGCCGCAUCAUUACCAGCGUCGAUCCGGCGAGGAUUUGCCCAACAAGUACGAGGAGUAUGUGGCCGAGAAACGGGAACAGCAUCAACAGGCGCCGGCGCCCAUCUUUGCCGAACGCAAGGGCAGCGCCCCAGCCAUAACGCCCAUCUAUUUUCCACGCAAGAAGCCUGCCAAUCUGGAGGAGGCCAUUAGCGAGCUAGAGGCCAUUUACAAGUCGCUCGGGCUCACCGAACCGCCGGAGCCCAAGUCGGAGCCCAAGUCGGAGUCCAAGUCGGAGCCCAAGUCGGAACCCAAACCGCGUCUGCCCACGCCGAGUGACUUUGAGAAAUUCGCCCUGGCCCAUGCCGAUGACUACGAGGACGAGGACUCGCCAGCGGGUGAGCCGGAUCCGGUGCGCGACGAUGUCGCCUAUCGCAACCUGCAGCUGGCCAAUUUGCAGUAUCGCGCCGCGGACAGGCAGCCGCCCUUCGGGAUACCCGUCGGCCCGAUUGUGCCGGCGCCGCAGAGCGACUAUCUCCAUGUGGAGCCUGUGCAGAAGAAGAAGCAAAGCGGUUCGCCGGACAUUGUCAAAGAUGAUUUGGCCGUGCGUGCGCUGCGCAAAGAUCCGCCCGGUCCCAAGUCCAGCUACAACUAUCCGAUGCAGAAAAAACAGCGUGCGACGCGCACCCAAUCCGCCAACAUAUACAAUCUGAUCCAGCGGGCCGCAGCGAAGCCGUCUGGCGGGGAUCUCAGCAGCUAUAUCGAGCUGACGCGCAGCAUCGAACGCGCCGGCUCCAUGUCCAAUCUGGGCGUGACGGAGGCGAGCGAUACCAGCGAUAUACCGGGCACCUUGGAUCUCCUGCGAAAGCUCAAGGCCCAGGACGAGGAGCUCAACAGAAAGCCGCACAUACCGUUCAGGCAUCCGAAUCAGGGUGGCGCUAUAGCCCAGCUGCCGGAGCGUCUGGGACACGAUGAAACGGCAAAGUUGCCUCCGGUGCCGGCGCCACGCAAGAGCCUAACGCCCGAACCUCUUCUGGAGGAUGCGCUGAACAAGAUUGCGCAGGAUGCGCAGGCGAGCAGCAUCAAACUAACCCAGGAGCUGGACGAGCUGCGCAAGGAAGCGCUCAUCACGGCUGCCAGGCCCAAACUGAAUCCGGAGCAGCAAAAGCUGGAACAGGAGCUGCAGCAGAUCGAGGCAGUCUCCGAGGCGGCCAAGCGCUGUGGCCAGCUGCUCCUCGACACUCUGCCCGACCAUGAUCAGCCGGACAGCGAGCAGCCGCAGCAGCGAAAACUGCACAAGGAGGGGAAAUUGAUACGCGCCAUCGACGAGGUGUCCGAGGCGGCAAACGCGGUUUGCGAGAAGAUCCUCAAGGAUAUUGUGACCACCGAACCGCCCGUGGUUGUGCACGAGGCGCUGCAGGUAAAGCAGGAGCAGCAGCUGGUGAUGCCACAUCUCAUCAGGAAACUGGAUCCCAUACAGUCGGACAAGAUCGAGGCGAUUGCCAAGCGCUGCAUGCGACAGCUUAGCGAAUUGGCCGAGCCCGAGCAGGAGCCGGAGCCCGGGCCGGACUACGACAAUCUGGCCGCGUGUAAUAUGAGCACAGCUGGAACUGGAGCUGGAGUCCACGCUGAUGCCACUCUCAUUUGUCCCAUUGCAGAGGCCCGGACACGGGCGCAGGCCAAGUCCCAAACGCUCGACGAUAUCGAUCGCAUUAUGCAGGAGUGCGAGCGUCAGGCGCGCGAAACGGGUCCCGGGAGCAGCUGCAGCAGGACAACGACAACAGCAACCACUGCGUCCAGCACGGAUGAUCAGCGCACCACGGCGCCCAGCAUGAGCAGCGGCAGUGGCAGCGGGAGUAGGAGUGGGUGUGGCAGUCACCAGGCAACCACUGUAAGCACCACCGCAUCCUCGUUCAGCUCCAGCAGCGAUUGCCUGGCCAAGUCAUCGAGUCCGUCGAAUGCCAGUCGGCCCAUGUCCUCGAGCAUAACCUCAUUUAAUCCGUACUCCUCGAGCGACUACAUCAAGUCGCAGAGCAGCGAUUAUCAUGCACCCAGCACUGAUCCCAUCAAGACAUUCAGCACCACGUCCUAUGAUGCGGAGACGACGCCCAACAACACCACAAUCAGCACCACCAGCACACAGAGCACUACACAGAGCAGCACCACAACCACCGAGAAUCAAACCGCCAGCGCAGCGUCGCCGUCGCCGACCUCGUCGUCAUCCGCCUCAUCCCCGCCGUUGCAAUUGACGCCUGUUGGCGAACGCAGAGCACGCUCCUCGUCGCCCUCGCAGUACAAUUCGAGCGAGGAGCUGGCCGCUAUCUUUGGCAUCGAGGAGAAGCCAGCGAAACAGCUGCGUCGCAAGCAGCCGCCGGUUAACCCAACAGAAACUUUUGCGGCCUCAAGUGACUUAUCCACAGCAUCCGCCACUGCCAAAACCAGCUGCCAGCAACAAGUAGAGGAACAACAACAGCAACAACAACCAUCGGACGAAUCAGUUGGCUCCUCAGCUCGAGUCUCGUAUCGGGGACAGCAUCCGCACUUUCAUCAUCAUACGACGCCCGCCUAUUACACGGAUCUGCAGCUGCGCAUCCAUACGCCGAAUGCGUCGGAUGUUGGUGCGUUGAAUGAGAAUUAUCAGAGUGUGUACAGCACGCCCAGCACUCAGCUGGUGGAGCAGCGCAGCUUUCCCAAGACAAGUGCGGCCCCAGCAAAUCAACGAGCAACAUUUUUUCGACUUGGCGACUCUGUGUCCACAGGGAAAAACAACGGAAGCAGCAGCAGCAGCAAGGAACGCUGCGCCAAAUCCUUGCCGCCCUCUGUGAACCCUACAAAAGGUGAAGAAGUUAGCCGAACCGAAUCCUCCCCCCAAAAUCCUAUUAUUGCCAGCAAUAGUAGUUGUAGAUCACCCGUAGCCCCCCUGGCUAGCCCCGUAGUAGUUGCUGGUGUGUCCGGCCGCAACAGUCGCCACACACAUCGCUUCCAGCAGCGCUCCAAGCGGGCCGUGCGAGUGCGCAGCGAGUCGCGUCCAAUUAGCGCGCUCUACGACAUAAUAUGCAAGGAGAAGGGCCUCGACGUAGGCGAUUCGACCACGACCAGCAGCAGCAGCAACAGCAGCAACGAGGAGCAGCAACCGGAGGAGCAGCCAAAGCAGCAGCAGCAGCAAAAGGAGUUGGACAAAAGCGACAAGCUGGCGACCUUUUGGCCCUUGCAUCACCAAUUCCACAGACCUUCAAUGAGCAGCGUUAACAGAAGCCCGAAAUCGGAGCAGUCGGAUAAGCGCCAGCAGCUGACCAAGCAGAAGCGCGUUCGCGCCUCAGCUGAUGCCGCCGGUUCCACGGAUGACAACGACGAUGAAUCACCCUAUGCGCUGCACUCUAGUCAGAAGACAACCAAUCUGGGUCUGAGCAAGGCCAACUCGCUGCCGCCCUCAGAGUCAAUGUCGAGCUACCUCAAGCAGCAUGCGCAGCCCCAGCUCCAGCUCCAGUUGGCGCAGCCCCAGCUCCAGUCGGCUUCGGCCAUGCCAGCAGUUCAUCUGUUGGAGGAUCCACCAUUGACGCAUGAGCGCGCGGCCAAAAGCCUCGAGCCAGCUGCAAGGAUAACGUCUUCGGCCUCGCAGCUGGUGAUGAGCUACAUGGACGGCCAGCCGUUUAGUACGGAGCGCAUGUUUGUGGAGCCACCGAAGCUGUCGCUGCCGGAGCUCAACCGUCGGGUCAGCAGCAAGAAGCAGCUGGACGCGGACGAGCAGCAGGAAUUGAAUUCGAGCCCUUACAAGGAGGGCGAGGUCUUAGAGACGCUCGCUCGCUGGCAACAGGAGCUGAGCUCCACCAAUGACAAGUCCGCGCAGUUUUUAAACGGUGCUAAUGGUCACAAUCAUCAUCAUCCUUAUCAGCGCGAACAUCAUUAUCAUGAACUGUCCGCAUCUCCCGCACCAUCUGACCAUCUGUAUCCCGUGGCACUAGAAGAUCCUCAACAGACCCAGACCCAGUCUCAGCCUCAGUCGCAAUCCAAUCAUCACCAUCACCAGGCGACCAACGCACGCAGAUUCAUAACUCGGACGCCGCGCUCCGGCAGCCGUCAAAGUGCAGGCCACUCGUCGCCGCCACCGCCAGCCGGCUAUCACAGCGACUCAUCCUACAGCUCGCCAUCGCCCACACGUAGACACCACCCAGCAACAACUGCAACAGCUGCAACAGAAGUAAUUGCAACCGAUCCGCAAUCCUCAGCGAACGGCAACAGCUCCGCUUAUGAGACGGCAGCCACCUCUGUGAUGACACAUGCCAAGCCGGCGCCAGAUCAAUUGCAGGCCGGGCACAUUGAAGUUCCUAAGACUACGUCACCAGCGUCUCAGACAAACGCAACGUCCGUCGUCAGCACACGGCCCGCAUCCAUCAACUCAGACCGCAAAAAAGAGGAGGAUCAGCAGCAGCAGCGUCCACGUUUCAGUUCUCCCAGUGCGCUGCGAACGAACUCCACGCCGCCGGCUCGACGACUGAGCAGCUCGGAGCUGUCGCCCAAGUGCAGCGGAUUCAGGUCCGAUCCCAGCGGCAGUGCCGCCCGUCUGCAGCCGCCGGCGCGGUCCGCUUCACAGCCAACGGAGCCCUUCGAGCGCCGCCCACUGGUGGCCACGGCCAAUAACGUGAUCAUGAAGCAGAAUCUGUGCGAGCUACAUUUCACGGGCGGCAUACUCAGUCCGCCCAAGAUGGAGUGCACGUUGCGCAUGCGUCCCCGGAGCUCCACACUGUGCGACGAAGCGGAGCCCGAGAGCGGAAGUGCUGCGGCGAGCAGGCCACGUGAUAAUCUGACCAACUCCAAGCUGAGUCCCGUGCAAAAGCACAAGCAAACCCCGGAGGCCUCACCUCUGCCACGUCGCGGCGGCGAUCGCGACAAAUCGGCCAAGCGUAAAUCAAACCUGAACCGAUCCCACAAUGAGGAAGCCACCAAGGAUAGCGAUGAGGCUGCGUCUGUGCGUAGACGACGGCGUCGCGAACUGGGCAUGGCUCGCCCGCUGCUGCCAGGGGAUGACGAGUCGCUGCGAGAGUUGUUGCAGUCGCCGCAGAAGAGCUCCUGCAGUGAGUCCACCUCCAAGUCGGAGUCGUUGCGCCAGGCACGCGGCAUUAGCCAGAAGCUCAACGAGCGCACCAAAACGGAGCUGGCCGAGAUCAAGAAGAUUGCCGAACAGGCGCAGCAGCCUGAUGAGACAUGCAACGAGCAGCAGCCACAGGAUCUGAAAAUGUCGCCCAUACUGCGACGAAAGAGCACGGAUGAGCUGGCUGCCUCGGUAGCAACAACACAGAAUUCACCGCCCGCACCCAACCAGAUUGUCUCCAUAUUGAAGAAGAAGGAGCACGCGUUCGGCGAGUGCAACUCGAGCGCUUCCAGCAAUGCCUCGCCGGUGACCUUCUCCGCCACGGUGCUGGACACGCCGCUGGCGAGCAGCCGCAGUAAGCGCCAGGGCAUACUGAAAAAGCGAUCCAGCCUGGACGAAUCGCGCUACUAUUCGCGCUCCCAUUCGCCGGACGAACGUAGCAUUCUCAUCAAGUCAGCGCGUCGCAAUUCACUGGAGGAGGCGGGCAGCGCUCUGAGUCCCGGCCAGGCACAUGGCAUCCUCAAGCAGAGCAGCUACGAAAGCACCAAGAGCGAGGGCUGCCCCUCGGCAAAUGAAUGCCAGCCUCAUAGCAUAUUGAAGAAGAAGGACUCGCUGUCGACGCCCUCGGAUGGCGGUGCGCACAUAUCCAAGCAUGUGUCCAUCUCGCAGGCAGUUACGUUGGCUGCCGCCGAGCUAGCCGCACAUGACAGCGUAAUCAUGGGCCCCGAGGAUGGGGAGGAGCAUGAAAUACGACCCAUACUUAAGCAGGAGAGCACCUCCAGCGAGGAGGCGACGCGCCCGCCGAAGCCCAUUCUCAAGAAGAAAUCAUUCGGCGAGGCGGACGAGCACGAGAUUCGGCCCAUACUCAAGAGCAGUCGCAAGAGCAGCCGCGAGGAGUUCGACCUCAGUGAGGUCACCCAGGAAGCCUAUGACCCGACUGCCAAUGAGGCAGCCGCCAUGCGUCCCAUAUUGAAAACUGAUUCGCCUUCCAAGCGUCGCUCGCUCUGUUCCACGCAAGCCAAAGAAGAGGACAGCUCGGCAAGUCUACUCAAGCGACGCACACGCUCGCUGGAGCGUCAGGAUGCUCCGCCCCACAUGGACCUGGCUGCCGCCUUGGAUGCCAUAACCAACUCGCAGGCGACAGCCACACCCCUCACGCCCGUUGACCUGGUGGCGACGCCAUCGAACAUCUCGGUAGCCGAGCGCAUCAAGCACAUGGAAAUGCUCUCGACACCCACUUCCCAAUCAGCCGGCGGCGCAGCUGUUGGCAUAAACAGCAGCUGGGAAUCCCCGCUGCAGCACGACUCGAGCCUCACGCCAAAGCUGCUCAAGCCCAGCGUUCUGCGCCGGGACCUCUACAAGGAUCGCUUCAAGACGCAGCCCGUAACCAGCGAGGAGAAGAGCUUCUUUCAAGCGAACUCGGCGCCAUUUGACAUUUCGGCAACGUCGGCCUUUAAGCCUACCAAGCCGCUGGACAUUCGCAUCGGAGCGCAGCUUCAGCAGCAGCAGCAGCAGCAACAACAACAGCCGUUAAUUUCGCCCAUCACCGGACAACCGUUAAGCCACGUGCCGGCCCCCCUGCUGCUCUCCUCGUCGACGCUUUCGACCGCCGGCAGCUCGUACCGUUUGGCGCGCAGCUCAACGCAGCCGCUGCAGUCGCCGCGCGUUGUUCACCUCGCCGCCCAGGGCGCAGGCACUUCGCCAUCCACGUCCAGCUUGACAAAUUCGCCGCAGUCUCUGCUGCGACAGCAUUCGGUCAGCGUCAGUGACAGCGUCAGCCUUAGCGAACAGCUGACCGUGUCCGUGGGCAACGACAGCGAACACAUCUUCGAGAUGUCCGGCUUGGACAAUGACUCGGCGUUGGGCGAGGAUGCAUCCACAGCCACCCAAUCGAGCGGCAUAGGCGUGGGCGUGGCACGCAGCAGCAGCGUUCGCGCGCGUGCCAACAUGUUCCAGCAGUUGCAGGAGCAAUCGCGCAGCCGUCGGGAGGCGGCCGGUAGAGAGCAGUUGCCGUCGCAAUCCCGCUCGCUGGCCAACAGUCAAGCAACUUCUCACCACUCGCCGCCGCCGUCGGCAACAGUCGACGGUGUUGCUCUGCACACUUCGGUAUUAAACGACGAAUCGAGUACGCCAAAUACAACGCAGGAUGCAACCGAUGCCGAGUUCGAACCAUCAUCGUUGUCGCUGGCCGAACGGCUGGCCUUCUUCAGCAGCCUGUGCGAGGGCGCCGCAUGUGGCAGCGGGGGCAACACGGCUUCCACGGGCGGCGCCCGCCUGCCCAGCGCCUCGCGCAGUCCGCCCUACGCCUCCAUGAUGGAGCGCUCGCCACGCAGCAGCACAACGGGCAGCAGCGUCAGCGUCACGCCCACGCCCAUGGAAUGCUCGCCCAUCAUACACGACCUCAAGCUGCCGCAGGAGCAGGCUCAGCUGGACGUGGAGCAGUUUCACAAUGGCUUCCAUGAGCUCAGCCGCUCGGCCACGGCGCCGACAACAGCGACAAUAACCACGCCCCUACUCGAUGCCGCGCCCACCGCACCGCGGCGCCUGAGAUUACGCACGGUGGGUAAGCUAGUGCUGCCGGAUACCUUCCUCACAGAUCGCAACAAGAACAACAACAACAACAACGGGCAUCGUAACAGCUGUCUGGGCCGCAUGCAGACACUGGAAGACAUACACAUCUCAAUGGGCGUGCGCACCAUUGGCAAGAUCAAGUCGCCGUUCAUCGAGCAGCAGCAUCAGCAGCAGCAGCACCAGCACCAGCACCAGUCCACGCCCACAGACACAUCCCAGAGCAAGUCGGCCAAGCUUGAGCACCAUGACAGUGGCGACGAUGCGCACGGCUCGGAUUCCGGCAAGGAGAACUGUGCCGCCAACCAGCAGAAGCGAGAAGAGGAGCAGCAGGCGUCACAGACGACACAGCAUAUACCGGAGCUGCGUCGCAAGCUGACGCACCUGGCCCAGAUCACGGUGCAACAGAAGGCGCCGCAAAUAAAUCGCCGCCACACGACAGAGCUGGGCGGAAGCCCGGCCGCCGGCAAUCGCUCGGCGAACCGCUCACAGGUGGACGAGCGCUUCGCCAAGUACUUCGGACUCGAUGAGAGCUACAACUCGACCACGACGCUGCUCAAGACGCGCUCCAUGCCCACUAAAAUGCAACAGCCCCAGGAGGCGCUCAAUGAGCAUGUGCGUCUGCCACAUCUACAGGGCGCCGCCGCCAACUUUGGCCUGGGCACCAGCAUUGUCCAGAGGCGUCGCGAGCUGCUCAAGCGCACGCGCGCCAUGUCCUUCGAGACGUCCGCUUGUAAUGGCUGCGUCAGCCCCACGGCCAUGCCCAGUCCGAAACGGGCCCAUUCUCCGGUGGGCGGCAACCCAUCGCGGGGGGGGCUGAACAUUGCCAGCUAUGAGGAUAUUGUGAUCACAGCGGAUGAGCUGCAUGCGGCCGGGCAGGAGUUUAGGCGAUUGUGUGGCGAGAUUUUGGGCACAUGAAAAAUUGUAAAUUUUUGGCUAACCUAUUAAAAUUUCACAAAUUU